Molecule: messenger RNA, 603 nt
Organism: Nanorana parkeri
Lineage: Eukaryota; Metazoa; Chordata; Amphibia; Anura; Dicroglossidae
Gene: SYCP2
Product: synaptonemal complex protein 2
Exons: 8
Coding region: 1-603 (200 amino acids)
Source: RefSeq, a predicted model, not a curated record
AUGCGAGGAGUUUCAGGGAGUCUGUCAACUUCUUCUGGAAAAGAUGAGUCCGCUGGAGUUUUAGACACCUGUGACAGAAGUGAUUCUGAUGUUGGGCUCAUGUGCCAAAAAAUUGGCAAGGAGUAUACACGGAAAAUUCAGAAUCGCUCCCGAAAAAUCGAUUACUUUACCGAACAGUCCAUGAAGAAUGCGCAGAGACACCUGACCUCAGUGGAGUUACAAGUACGCGAAUGCCGAAUAAAACAUCUGCAAAAGUUCCAGCAGACCAUUCUGGAAGAGAUUGAAAACUUUGAGAAAGAUUCCAAGGCGCUAAAGCAAAUGGAAAAAGAAUUUACCAAUUUCUGGAGCCAGCAGACACAAGUAAUGGGCGUCUAUCACGGCAAUGAACAGAAAAGGAUUCAUUGCCUGAAGGCUUCGUUUGAAAAGAAUGUAUCUCACUGCACAGACUUCGAAGGAAAGAUUUUUACUUCUGAAAUGCAUGUUAUGAAAGGAGACAUGAAGAAUGUUCAAGAAUCGCUUCUCAAAAAGAUGCAUGAAGAGGAUCUUCUCAGUGUACGAAGAGGACUAGAGUCCCUCUUUAUGGCAGGAGCCGGUCCUUUUUAG